AUGUGGACAAAAGGGAAGAACUCAGGCCAGCUAGCCACAGGCCAUCAUGUUUCUCGCUGGUUCACCAGUACAUUCUGCGUUUUAAUGAGGUGUCUGGCAACAAGUCAGUUGCGAUCCGGAGAAGAUCCAAGACCCCUGGCGUGAUUAUUACACAGUAUACAACAACUUUGCCUGAGGGUAAAAGUACCCCAGACUUCCAGUAUAGACCCAUGGCAGCUACCGUCAAGCAAGGACAGGUAGCUGUUUUCAAGGCUGUGGUGACGGGGGAACCAAAACCCGAUGUUUCAUGGAGAAGAGCUAAAGGAAAUCUUACAGAUAAGGAAAAAUUUCAACGGAAAUAUGACGACUCAACAGGGGAGCACAUUUUAGAGAUUCAUAAAGUAUCUGCAGCAGAGGCCGAUACGUACAAAUGCUAUGCUGUGAAUGAAUAUGGCAAAGCUGUCUGCACCACAACAUUAAAUGUGAUUGAUGGCUCAACAAAUCCUGAAGAUUUCAGAAAGCUGCUAAAGAGAAGCAAAGCACAGACACCAGGUGGACAGAAUGAUGAAACUUUCUGGGAUGCAAUGCUAAAUGCUGACAAAAGGGACUAUGAGAAGAUCUGUUCUGAGUAUGGCAUUUCAGACUUAAACAUGAUUCUCAAGAAGCUUGAAGAGAAAAGAAAACACAAAGGAAAAAGCAAACAGAAGGACGCUAUAAUUUCCUAUGAUGAUGAUGCAGAAGAACAGGAUAAUCGGAGUCUUGGGAGGAAAAACUGCGCCAGAAUUGAAGGGCUGGUGCAAAAUGACACAGGGGUAUUUCAAGGGGAUGUUGAAGAGGCUAACCGCCACAACAGACACCUAAGUCAAGCUAAUGGCGAAAGGGACUUGCAUCUUACUGAGUUCAAACUUUCGAAAGUAGAUUUUGUGAUCAAAAUUCAAGAGAUUAGAGCUGAAGAAAACGAUGAUGCUCUUUUUGAGUGUGUGCUGACGCACCCUCUACCUAAGAUUACAUGGAUGAGAAAAGGUGUCACCCUGGAAAAUGGGGAGAAAUACAACAUAACUGUGUCUGACAACAAACUCAUCCACCGGCUGCUCAUUAAGGACUGCACUAAACUGGACAAAGGAAUCUAUUCUGUUAUAGCAGGGAUUAUAUCCUGCAGUGCCUGGCUGGUGGUGGAAGAUCAGCGCAACCCUGCAUCUGGAUGUAGGCCAACAAUACGUAAAACUGUGGCUGCGGCUGGAGCUCAGAUUGAUUUGGAAAAAGUGGCCAAAGAGCAGCAAAUAAAAAUCCAAGAGGAGAUGGGGAAGAUUUUAAAAGCUGUCAAAGGAAAAUACUCAGAAACAGCAACGCUGAAAGAAGAAAUGUUAACUGGUGGAGGAGACUGCGGUGGAAGUGAUAAAAGAGGUAAAACACAGAGCAGAAGCACACAAGAUGACCCUGUAACAACAUUUGAGUGUGUGACAGAAGCAGGAGAGCAACUGAAGGCAGGUGGUCCAAAGAAGGAACAACGCAUCAAAAGCCAAGGUGGUUGCAAUACAAUCACAGAGAGGAAAAUCCCGAAAGGUGCCACUGUCACAACAUUUGAGGAUUUUGGUGUGACAGAAACAGAAGAGCAACUGAGAGCUGAGAGCAAGGAGAAAAAACACAACAAAAGUGAAGCUGUUUGUAACACAAUGGCAGAGAGGAAAAACACGAAAGGUGCCACUGUCACAACAUUUGAGGAUUCUGGUGUGGCAGAAACAGAUAAGCGUCUGAAAGCUGAGAGCAAGGAGAAAAAACACAACAAAAGUGAAGCUGUCUGUAGCACAAUGACAGACUCUGAUAAAGGAGAACUCUCUGAGGAGGGUCAGGAUUCUGGAAUUGGCACUAAUUCCAUACUGAUACAGGAAGAUCAAGAUCAACAAGGAGAGCGUGAUGUAAUCGAAUUCACAGAUCAAUGUGAUGAUGUUGUGCAACAACUGAAUCAGUUCAGAGGAAAAAUGAAUUUUGAUAGGUCAGCAAGAAAUCAAAGCAAAACUAAGACCGUCCACUGGAAAGAACAGGCAUCAGCAUAUGGACAAGUAAGUGAGGAUGAACUAAAUAGCAGUGAUGAGAACGAGGAUUCCGCUGACAAGGAGAAGCACCAACAAAGUUCAAAGCAAAGCGAAACUGCAAAACAUGCAGCAAAUGGCAAGUAUGUGUUUACCGAAGACCAAGCCGAGUGUGACGAGGCUGAAAAAAUUAACAACUCUUCCAACCAUACAAGACGUAAAAGACAAGCCCAUCUGAUUACAGAUUCAGUGAUUGAUCCAGGUGUUCAGUUCAUCUGGGGUUUGUCGGAUGUCGAUGCGAUUAUCCAAGAGAGUGCUGAGUUAACAUGUAAGCUCAGCAGCGAGGACUAUGAGGGAGUCUGGUUCAGAGAUGGAAAACAGAUAUACCCAGAUGAUAAUUUUUCUAUUACUACGGAUGGACCCGUCCAUAAAUUAGUGAUAGUGAAGUGCAGCGAGGAACACUCUGGGAAAUACCGCUUUGAAGCAGAUGGUCGUAAGACAGAGGCAAUGAUCAAUGUCCGAGAUCCUCCAAGGUUUGACCCAGAAGACCUCAAGGCUUUUGCCAGGCCUUUGACAGUUAAAGUGGGACACAAUGCCAUCUUUAAACUGCAGUUCAUUGGCCACAAGCCUAUAAAGGUUCAGUGGUACAAAGACGGAGAUGAGCUGCAAGAUGACAACUGUAUAAAGAUAGAGAAAUCUGCAAGUCACACCCGCUUGCUCCUGUGCAGAUGUCAGAGAAGGGACACUGGCGAGAUCAAGAUAAAGCUAAAGAAUGACCAUGGCUUUACUGAGGCAGUAUCACAGCUUAUUGUACUUGACAAGCCAUCUUCCCCCCUGGGUCCUGCAGAGGUUACUGAGAGUUCAGCUGCAUGCAUUGAAUUUAAGUGGCGGCCGCCAAAGGAUGACGGCGGCUCCCCGGUGACUAAUUACAUACUGGAGCGUCAGCAAGUGGGACGAAACACCUGGAAGAAAAUGGGUGAAAUACCAGGUGUGCCCCUCUACCGGGACACAGAUGUGGACCGUGGGCGAAAGUACUGUUACCGCAUCUGGGCAGUAACUUCAGAGGGAACAAGUGAGGUGAUGGAGACGGAUGAAAUGCAAGCUGGCAAGUUUGCUUUUCCAGGCCCCCCAGCCCCUCCGAAGGUGGUCAGUGCAUUUAGUGACUGCAUCAACCUGUCAUGGUCUUCACCUGCUAACACUGGAGGGUCACGCCUCCUGGGCUAUAUUUUGGAAAAGCGCAAACAAGGAAGUAAUCUUUGGACUGUUGUGAAUGCACCAGAUGAGAUAAUAAAAGAGAAAAAGUAUGCAGUGAGGGAUGUUGUGGAUGGUAUGGAAUAUGAGUUCAGAGUUUGUGCCGUAAACCUCUCAGGAGCUGGUGAAUUUAGCAACGCCUCAGAGUUUGUUUUUGCACGAGAUCCUAAAAAGCCUCCUGGUAAAGUAACAGGCCUGAAGGUGACAGAAACAUCUUACACCAACAUGGUUGUGACUUGGACCAAACCCGAGGAAAAAGCAGGCAUACAGGAUGAAGCUAAAGGAUAUUAUGUUGAGAUCCGGCGAGCAGAUUGCAUUGAAUGGUCCCGUUGUAACAGUGUCCCUGUUUUCAUGACUUCCUUCAAUGUGAAGGGCCUUAAAUCUAUGGAUAUGUAUUGGGUGAGAGUCAUUGCUAUAAAUGAUGGGGGAGAAAGCACACCUGAGGAGCUGCCAGACUACAUCCUUGCCAUGCCUUUGCCCGUGAGACCAAGGUUCACAAACAACAAGACAAAGAGCUUCAUGGUUGUGAGGGCAGGGAACUCUGUGAGGAUAACAUUAAACUUUGAGGCCUCCCCACGGCCAGAGGUUACGUGGUUAAAAGACAACGUGCCAGUGACGAAGCGUGUCACGAUCAGCAACUCUGACAGCUCAUCUCAGCUGUUGAUUCCCACUUCAGAACGCUCAGAUUCAGGCAUCUACUCCGUCUUGGUGAAAAAUAUUGUUGGACAAGAAACAUUCAGUACAGAGGUUAGGGUAACAGAUGAUCCAAAGCCUCCUGGACCAGUGGAACUGGAAGAAAGUGUUCCUGGGACUGUGACUGUGAUCUGGCGACCUUCUCCUGAUGAGAAGCGCGAUGAUCGUCUCCAUUACACAGUGUCCAAACUGGACUCCACUAAGCACACGUGGACAGUAGUGGCUGACAGGCUCUUCAACAACAGGUUCACAGUUUGUAACAUCAUGGAAGGAAGGACGUACCAUUUCCGUGUGUACGCCAAAAAUGACAUGGGUAUAUCAGCGCCCUCAGAAUCCCCAACCUGGGGGGUGGAAAAAAAGAAAGAAAAAACUGUGAUACCCGAACCGACAAGCAAGGACCGUGAUCUGCGAUGCCCGCCAACGUUUAUUGUACUUUUGAAGCCUCAAACUGCAACAGUAGGUUAUGAGUGCUAUAUGAGCUGCGCAGUCAAGGGGAACCCUGCACCUCGUAUCACGUGGUAUCGAAGCCACGUCAGCAUAAACACAAAUACCAAUUAUUACAUCUCCAACACGUGUGGCGUCUGCUCCUUGCUGAUCCUUCGUGUGGGCCCCAAAGACGUAGGAGAGUAUACUGUUGUUGCAGAAAACAGUUUAGGACGAGCUGAAUGCUCCACGGUGCUCAGUGUCAGAGAAUGAAGAAGUUAAAGAUGCAGGUGUUCAAAGAUUAAAAGUCCAUAACUGGAUGAUGACAGUGGCUGUCUUCCACUGAAAUAAUGUGAAUGCCAUGCUACCCUUGGAAAAUAAAUCAGUUUUAAUAUUAAUUA
Molecule: messenger RNA, 4777 nt
Organism: Fundulus heteroclitus (mummichog)
Lineage: Eukaryota; Metazoa; Chordata; Actinopteri; Cyprinodontiformes; Fundulidae
Product: immunoglobulin-like and fibronectin type III domain-containing protein 1
Exons: 28
Molecular function (GO): protein binding
Source: RefSeq, a predicted model, not a curated record